UGUCACCAUCCGAUCAAUUGAUGGCUGCCUCUGUCCGUUCGCUUUGUGUCAUCGCCCGCUGCUCCGCUUAAACCAUGGCUGGCCAUUACGCGCUCUUAGCGUCCUAUUGUCCAACCAGAUUGUGCAAAACGUGCGCAACGUAAUCCACCGAUGGUUGCCAGGUGUAUCCGUCCCUCGUACCUGCGAUCUUCGCCCUUCCCUUUUUUCGUGUGGCUUGGAGUGACGAGGAUUUCGCUGGCCGACACCGGGUCCUUAUCCACCGUCGGGGGUUACGCUCAGCUGACCUGACGCGAGAGACACUGUCCAUCCCCGCUCCAGUCGGUGUGUCGUCUUGGCUGUGCAUCUUCGAUAACUGUGAUAAAUGUCCCCAUUGCAUCGUCCUCUCAUAUCGUCCCAAUAGAUCGCCAAUAGCCCAUACAUAUCCACCCACGCAAUUCGUCUUUCAUAUAGCAUCUCAUCAAUCAUGGCCAUGAAUGUCGUGUCAAGCAGCCACGCGCUCGGUGUUGUGGGCGACGUCGUAGCGCAACGGGAGAAGGAUCUUUUUGAAGAGCUCGUAAUGGCGCUCAAGGAAGGCCUUGGUCCAUCGUCUGGGUUGACGUCCGAGGAUGUCGACGUUGGCUACCUGAUGGAGCUGAUGCGAGCAUAUGACGGUGGCGACAUGCAAUGGUCCAAGUAUGCCUUCGGCGAUGCUAGCAGAGGCUACACUCGUAACCUUGUUGAUGAGGGAAAUGGCAAGAGCAACCUGCUUGUACUUGUUUGGUCUCCAGGAAAGGGAAGCCCCAUCCACGACCACGGAAACGCACACUGCCUCAUGAAGAUACUGCGCGGAGAUCUCACUGAGACCCGCUAUGCUUUCCCAGAAGACGACGAGCCCGAAGGACCGAUGACUGUCAUCUCCGAAAAGACAUAUAGAGAAAACCAAGUGACGUACAUGGCCGACGAGCUUGGUCUCCAUAGAGUAUCCAACCGUGGUAGCGACUUCGCUGUGUCCUUACACCUGUAUACUCCUCCCAACGUCGCUAGACAGGGCUGUCACAUCUUUGACGAAAAGACUGGCCGGAGAAGCCAUGUGCCUGGCUGCAUGUACUUUUCAGCCUAUGGCCGCGUGUUGAAGGAGUAGCAAGCAUCGCAACGUUUGCAUCGGGCAUGGCGAUAUGGCGUUCGGUAUUUCUCGUUGUUUUGUUCCCUAGAUUGAAUCCUGUCGUUUAGUUUCUGCUUCUGGGUAUUCUUGUAUAGCAUCUGCUGCGUUCAUCCACAGCAGGUGGAGAGGCGGUCCUCAUCGACGGCCUUGGUGGAGAAGCAUAGCGUUUUUUGUACCAAAUGAAAGGCCUCAUCUCACAGAAGCUCGCCUGCCCCAGUGAAGCGUAGAGAAGAGUGUAGUUGGAAGAGGAGAGAGGACUGGUCGCAUGUCGUUGAUAUUACUGCUUGAAUCCGCAGAGCCAUCGAUUGCGUGAUUGCAGCUAGACCUAAAUGGGGACAGCUUGGAGUGCUCCUCUGAGCGGAUCUCGGCGCUCUAUUUUUGUAUGGCAGUACGAGAGUACAUGUCAAACUGCUUAGUCACUUCUCGC
Messenger RNA from Trichoderma asperellum CBS 433.97, 1568 nucleotides. RefSeq lists its product as uncharacterized. Lineage: Eukaryota; Fungi; Ascomycota; Sordariomycetes; Hypocreales; Hypocreaceae. Gene Ontology annotation, biological process: L-cysteine catabolic process. Gene Ontology annotation, molecular function: cysteine dioxygenase activity; ferrous iron binding. The record is from RefSeq and is a predicted model, not a curated record.